Messenger RNA from Mercenaria mercenaria, 511 nucleotides. RefSeq lists its product as uncharacterized. The record is from RefSeq and is a predicted model, not a curated record. NCBI's taxonomy places the organism in Eukaryota, Metazoa, Mollusca, Bivalvia, Venerida, Veneridae. Bases 35 to 496 code for a protein of 153 amino acids. The transcript is spliced from 2 exons.
UGAAGUUAUAAUAGAUUACCGUAUAUCGUGGAGAAUGACAUAUAGUGACAGCUUCACGUGCGACGACAACACAAUACAAACAGGUGAAACAAUCGACGGAGAGGGGACAAUCGAUUGCUUUGACAACUGUGUCGGUACUCUUGGAUAUUUGCAUUAUCAGUGCACAGAUUACAGUACAAACGAAGACUGGUCAUCAGGGAAAGGACGAAUAACAGCUACCUUAACUAGCUCCUACCCAUCCUACUCAUACAAUUAUGGUUCGUCAGUGUUUCACUUCGGAUUCAAAGGACAGGCCUGGAUAAACACUCUCGUAAUUGGUAGCGGUGGAUCAUGGCAACUAAAAACCACUGCUGAUUUGACAUACAGAUCGGAUAUAGGGCGAAUAAAUUCAUCUCCGAGAGCGGAAGUAUCUCCUAUAGUUCGACUGCAACGUGGUUGUAACCAUACCGUCAUUAUUCCUGGUAAGCAUAAGCAUUUCGAAUUCAAAGUCCUUUAAUGCACGUCUUAUAUU